AUGGACCAUGAUACCUUGCAACCCCCAUCACAAUAUUCGCAAGCUCUCACGCAACUCACAAACCUGAUUCACUACGCCCAUGAUCUCUUCCUGAUCAAGUGUGAUGGGGGAUUGAUCCCACCCUCAUCCCUCAAACUGAAUUGGGAAGACGUGGGAGACUAUCAUGAAAAUGUCAGCGAAUUUAUCCGAUUGGCUUCACCACUGACAGCAUCUCUGCGCGGUCUCGAAACCGCCUCUUGGCAAGAAUAUGGCUUUUUCACAACCAUGGCGUUAUCGGCCUUGCAAGAUGGAGUGGAACGUAUCUCCAAGGCUGAGGCGAAGCGAGAUGAAGAACUUCAGAGAACAGGACUACGUCUAAAUCGAGUGUUUUCCACCUCGGAACUGGCAUCACUAUCAUCACCAUCAUACAAAGCGACCGGGAUGACACGACCAGUCGACUUUGACCCAUCACAAAGACUUUGGACUGUUUGUCUGAUGGAAGAUCUCAUGAAAACUCUCUGUUCUAUUCAAGAUACAGGUUCAAUUCCACCCUCAUGGACACAACAUACUCUUGAACAUAUACAACCAUCUGCCUAUGGGCGAUGUUUCAUCCGAUCCCCUCUGGACACUCGUCAUGAUGUUUUGCCCGAACCCGAUCUUGACUUUUCCACUACUCGUACACUCUACAACCACGAACGUAGUGCUCGUAUGUAUCUGCAGUUGGCAGUGACUGAACUAACCGUUCUUGCUGGAAUAGGAAAUUGA
Molecule: messenger RNA, 744 nt
Organism: Tremella mesenterica DSM 1558
Lineage: Eukaryota; Fungi; Basidiomycota; Tremellomycetes; Tremellales; Tremellaceae
Exons: 3
Coding region: 1-744 (247 amino acids)
Source: RefSeq, a predicted model, not a curated record